ACAUGCAUAAACACGUAUACUUCCUUUGUUAUCUAUCCAUUAUUAUUAUGUAGUUGUUUUACAUGUCUCUUUUUUUUUUUUUUUCAGUGUGUGAAACAGAGACAGAGAGGCUAUGGCGAUGAGUAGUGAGGAGAUGUAUGUUGUUGAACCCAAGAACAACCCACAAGCAGUAUUCGAUUAUUUUUAUAAUUCUGAUGAAUCGGGGAAGAGUAGGUCGGUGAGAGAUGUGCAGAUGCAGGCUAAGCAACAUCUUGCAGCCAUGGGAUGGAGCUUUCAUUACAUUAUCAAGAAGCCUGGCAAGAGGGAACUGAGGUACUGUCCUCCUGAUAGUAAGAAGAAGUACAUAUCGCUUCGAAUGGCGUGUAAGGGCUUUUUAGAUAGCCAAUCCCAGUUGGGUGCUAGUGUUCUUGGACCAAAGAAUGUGGAAAGAACUGAGGAUCAUGAUGUUCUUGAAUCAGUUGAUAAUGCUGUUGAACUGGAAUCUGGGAAAGCCAAUGUGGAUGCUUCGACGAGCAAGAAGAGAAGGCUGAGUUCUGGGGAUGUUUAUGGAGAAAGGAUGUUGGCCUGCAUGAAAGGGAGGGUAGAAGAUGAUCCCUUGCUUGAGGAUACUUUGUCCGAAGAGGAAAAUUUUGCGGAAUUUUAUAAAGAAUUGUGCAGAGAAUCAGAACCAGACAGUGAAAAAGUAAGUGGUGGCACUGAAUCGCAGGAGACUAGUUCUAAUGACUUAUUUGUGCCCGAAAGGAAAGAUACUAAGGUGUCGAAGAGGGGUAGAAAGAGGAAGGCUGGUGGAAGGGGGAAGUCAGGGGGGAAAUUGGCUCUGUUUCUUAAAAGUGGAAUGAUUAAACCUCUGGCAAAAGUUUAUUACAGAAAGAAAGAUGGUAGUGUGAUGGGAGAAGGGAGGGUGACUAGUGAAGGGGUAGAUUGUUCUUGUUGUGAGGGUGUCUUCAACCUUAGUCAUUUUGAGAGUCAUGUGAAGAGUACUUAUCACAGACCUGCAGCCCAUAUAUUUCUUGAAGACGGAAGAUCACUAAUGCAAAUAGAGCAGGAGAUGGGAGCUCUUGACAACAAAGUGAAAGGAAUCAAGACGAAAGGGAAUGAGAGUAAAAAUGGUUCAGUAAGCGAGACUAUGCAUCAAAAGCCACAUGAUGAUUUUUGCUUAGUUUGUCGGGAACCAGGAGAUUUAAUAUUGUGUGAUCAGUGCACAUCUGCUUUUCACCCAAAAUGUCUUGGUUUGUCAGAGGUUCCUGCUAGCGAGUUUUGGUACUGCCCAACUUGUUGUUGCACAAUUUGUGGCCACAAGGGUCCAGGAGAUGAUUCAGAACCAACUAAUACAUGUGAUCAAUGCGAACAACAGUUUCAUGUAAAGUGCAUAGGUCAGUAUGGUGUUGCAGACUCAGAGAGGAAGAAAUGGUUCUGUAGUGAAAAGUGCAAGGGCAUAUCUGCUGGCCUUGGUGAAUUGUUGGGGCAAACAUUUGUUGUUGGGGACAAUAAUCUAAGUUGGACUAUUCUAAAGAAUGUGGAAAAUGUAAUUAAUGUCAAGACAACCAGAAAGCUGAAUCAGGCUCUUACUGUGAUGCACGAAUGUUUCCAGUCUGUGAAAGAACCUUGGAAUGGGAGGGAUGUUGCUGAAGAUGUAAUCUUUAGCAGGUCAUCUGAGGUGAAACGACUAGAUUAUCGAGGCUUUUAUACUGUGAUCUUGGAGAAAAGGGCUGAAGUUGUCACGGUUGCAACUGUAAGAAUUUUUGGAGACAAAGUGGCAGAAGUGCCCCUUAUUGCUACACGAUUUCAGUAUAGGAGACUAGGGAUGUGCAAGACACUGAUGGAUGUGCUUGAACAAAAGCUGUCGAAUCUGGGUGUUGAGAAAGUAGUCUUGCCUGCAAUUUCUUCUGUUGUAGACACCUGGACCAGUCCCGCCUUUGGGUUUACAGUAAUGACCACAUAUGAGCGAUCCAAGUUGAGGAACUAUACUUUACUAAGUUUUCCUGACAAUGUAACAUGCCAAAAACUGCUGGGAGGAUCAGGACAGUCGUUUCCAGGAAACUGCUCGCAGGAUCAGGAUAGUCUCUUCGAGGUGGGAAUUUGUUCUUUGGUGGAUAAGAAUCAGAUGCCAAGUCUCUAAUUGCGUUGAUCCACUAUUUCUCAGUUCACAAAGGAAAGAAGAAAAGACAGAGUCAUUCUGUAACACCUUCAGUAAACAAGACAGCAAUACCUGUUAAUGCUGUCUAGCUUUGUUGCAAGU
Molecule: messenger RNA, 2239 nt
Organism: Daucus carota subsp. sativus
Lineage: Eukaryota; Viridiplantae; Streptophyta; Magnoliopsida; Apiales; Apiaceae
Product: increased DNA methylation 1
Exons: 1
Coding region: 113-2119 (668 amino acids)
Biological process (GO): regulation of transcription by RNA polymerase II
Cellular component (GO): nucleus
Molecular function (GO): acyltransferase activity, transferring groups other than amino-acyl groups; transcription regulator activity
Source: RefSeq, a predicted model, not a curated record